Melampsora larici-populina 98AG31 is the source of this 819-nucleotide messenger RNA. RefSeq lists its product as uncharacterized. The transcript is spliced from 3 exons. NCBI's taxonomy places the organism in Eukaryota, Fungi, Basidiomycota, Pucciniomycetes, Pucciniales, Melampsoraceae. The coding region runs from base 1 to 819 and encodes 272 amino acids. The record is from RefSeq and is a predicted model, not a curated record.
AUGGUCGCACCAAAAUAUUGGAAAGAUAAGGGAAAAGAAAUCCCUGAAGAUGACGAGGACUGGACCCCCGCAGAUGAAGUAUCAUCAGCAGAAUCCGAAGUAGAUGACCGUGUGAUCAGAAACCUAGGCGGGACAAAAAACUCGAAAAAUCACUUCCCAAACACUCAUCAGUCAGGUUCAAACACAACCAAUCCGAAUAUAAAGAAUCCAACAACCAAUCCAAACACCCCACCGGCUGAUCCUCUGUUUGAAGAAGACUUUAAUCGGAACAAAGGCGUUCAAGAUCCGGAUUUAGCCUCGACUGUUGCUGAACAGACUCGAACUAUAGCUCACCUUCAUGUGAAGUUGACCAAAACAGAUGCCAAGGUUGAAGCCCUCGAAAGCGAGGUGAGGACUUUGACUGGCAUUGUUGAUAAAUUGAUUGGGAAGAGUAAAGAAUCUGAAGAAAGUGGAAGCAAAAGUGGGGGCCGGACAGCAGCUUGUGUGCAAUUCCAUGUGGCGUGUAUGUUAGGUCCAGGUGCCCACAAAAAGCUCCCCAAUCCUGCAAGUUUGGAAGAGAAGGCAAUUGACAAAUACAAAUCUAGAGUUGUCGAAUCUAUUCCUGGGACUUCGCCUGGUCAAAAGGGACGUCGGCCACGACAGCGCAUCCGAGGUAAUCAUCGACCGCUCAGCAGAAUAGAAGCGCCAGUUGGCUUGCCAGUAGACUGCUAUUCAGAUGAGUGGCUGGGAACCUUAUCAGCUGUGCAGCGGGCUCAGCUAGAGAUACACCCAGCGCCUGUUCUUGGGCAAUUCAGUUCUAUGCUUGCCACAGAUGACUAA